Messenger RNA from Cryptosporidium ubiquitum, 333 nucleotides. RefSeq lists its product as uncharacterized. The record is from RefSeq and is a predicted model, not a curated record. Lineage: Eukaryota; Apicomplexa; Conoidasida; Eucoccidiorida; Cryptosporidiidae. The transcript has a single exon. The coding region runs from base 1 to 333 and encodes 110 amino acids. Gene Ontology annotation, cellular component: nucleolus; small-subunit processome.
AUGGAUUGUCUCGUAGCUAAGUGUAUUCCUUGUAUUACUGACUGUGUAAUUGGAGAACUUGAAAAAAUGGGUCACCGUUACAACUUGGCUCUGAAACUAGCCAGAGAUCCCAGAUUUAAACGUCUGCAUUGCCUACAUAAGGGGACUUACGCAGAUGACUGCAUAGUACAAAGAGUAACUGAACACAAAUGCUACAUAGUGGGAACAAAUGACACCGAACUAAAGAGGAGAAUACGUAGAAUUCCUGGCGUACCAAUCAUGUACGUGACAAACCAUAAGUACUCUAUUGAGAGACUUCCAGAAUCACUGGUUUCUGUUCCGUUAAAAAAGUAG